CGCGCCAUCGCGCCUGCGGGGCGCUCGCGCCCGUGGGGACCGAGACCUGUGAUCUGCUGGUUAUCACCCCGUCUACCUGCCGGGCAUCCGAUUUGACCCCCCAACCUGCCAGCUGCCCCGGGGGGACCCACCCCCACCCCUCCUGUCAGACAAGAUGCCGAUCCUCAAGCAGCUGGUGUCCAGCUCAGUGCCCUCCAAGCGCCGCUCCCGAGUGGACCUCACGGCGGAGAUGAUCAGCGCCCCACUGGGGGACUUCCGCCACACCAUGCACGUGGGCCGGGGCGGCGACGCCUUUGGGGACACCUCCUUCCUCAACAGCAAGGCUGGCGAGCUGGACGGCGAGUCCCUGGAAGAGCAGCCGUCCUCCUCCACUUCCUCCUCCAAACGCAGCCUCCUGUCCCGCAAGUUCCGGGGCAGCAAGAGGUCACAGUCGGUGACCAGGGGCGACCGGGAGCAGAGGGACAUGCUGGGCUCCCUGCGGGACUCGGCCCUGUUCGUCAAGAACGCCAUGUCCCUGCCCCAGCUCAACGAGAAGGAGGCCUCCGAGAAGGGCUCCAGCCCGCUGCCCAAGAGCCUGUCGUCCAGCCCCGUGAAGAAGGCCGACGGGGGUGCCGAGGACGAGGGCGUGGGCGAGGCGGUGCCCCGGCGAAACGGGGCCACCAGCCCCCACUCCCCGGACCCCCUCCUGGACGAGCAGGCCUUCGGGGACCUGACGGAUCUGCCCGUCGUGCCCAAGGCCGGCUACGGGCUAAAGCACGCUGAGUCCAUCAUGUCCUUCCACAUCGACCUGGGGCCCUCCAUGCUGGGCGACGUCCUGAGCAUCAUGGACAAGGAGGAGUGGGAGCCCGAGGAAGAGGAGGAGGCUGGCGGUUUCCAUGGAGACGAGGACCCCGUGGGCAGUCUGGGCCAGAGGCCCCCUGCAGCAUCGGUCCCUCCCCUAGCCAGGCAGGAAGGCAGGGCGGGCCCGGACCUGGCCCCGCUGUCCUCCCAGGCCCUGCAGGACGAGGGGUGGGCGGCGGCAGCCCCCAGCCCCAGCUCGGCCCGCAGUGUGGGCAGCCACACCACGCGGGAUAGCAGCUCCCUCUCCAGCUGCACCUCAGGGGUGCUGGAGGAGCGCAGCCCUGCCUUCCGGGGGCCGGACAGAGCCCGGGCCGCUCUCCCCAGGCAGCCCGACAAGGAGUUCUCCUUCAUGGACGAAGAGGAAGAGGAUGAAAUUCGAGUGUGAGGCCCACGGGAGAGGCCGCCCCACGCUCUUGGCGUCAUCUCCCCGGCUCAGCCCAUCACCCCCUCCACCUCCCGCACAGCAGGGGCAGCCAAGAGCCCGGUGGGCCACAGACCCUGGACCUCACGCAGGAGGGGCGUGGGCCAAGCUGGAGGGCCUCGGAGGACUUGGGGAGCGGGCAGGGGUGCCAGAGGGGUGUCUGACCUCACGGCACACCCAGACGUCCCCGAGCUCUGUAAUGGGGCGGUGUUCUCACAGCAGGAACCCGUUUUCCCCUUCCGGGCCCAUUUUCUCCACCCUGACCUCACGUGGUGACCAGAUGCCAACCUGAGUUCCUGCCCCGUGCAGCAGUAGCAGGUCAGCCCCGGGGGGCAGAGCUGGAGAAAGGGCUUGCCACAGCCCCGCCAUGCCUGGGCCCCACACCAGCAGCCCGGAGCCCUUGGAAUAAACCAGGCUGCAUAUCUGCACGCUCAACGCCACCCCUUUGGGGGAGAGAAGCCCACGGGAAACUGAUGGUCCUGCGCGGCCUGCGUUUUCCAGAAGGGGCGCUUCCAGGGCACGGCUAGGAAUAGGAGCAGGCCUGGGCGCAAGCUCGGCCCGGGGGCUGUUUGUUCUCACCAGUUGUGUAUAGAUCCUUCUAGAGCAGUGUCGGGGACAGCGUUAGUAAGGCCGCUGCCAGAAGGAGAGGGAACCGUUUUAGGAAACCUUAAUACUAAGUCUCCUCUUGAGGAUUCACAGUGAAUACUUAGCACACUUCAGGCGGAGGAGGUCCCAGCUCAACGUUAGCUAGUGCUUCCACAUUUUAUUUAGACCCAUAUGGGGUGUCUGUGUGCGUUUGUCUGCCCACCCCCCUCGCCACCCACCCCAGUUCUUAACAGCUGGAGGUGGCCAUUGUAGAAAUUUCUGGGAAAUUAUUUUUUAACAAAUAAUAUAUCAUUCUGGGAGGGGCGGGGGAGGGGAGUGAAAGCUCUUUCUUUGACCCAGUGUUUCCUCCCUCCCCGUUCUGCUACUUCCCCUUCCUUUCUCAGGCCUCUGCCUCCUUGAACCACCUCCCCCACUUUUGAGGCCAGGCCCCCAGGGCAUAGAGGUUGCCAGACUUAGCAACAAAACAACCAGAAUGCCAGUGAAAUUAGAAUUUCAGGUAUCCAGAGGGUAAUUUUUGUGUGUGAGUACUCCCUGCUAUAUUUGGAACAUAUUUAUGCUGAAAAGAAAUUUGUCUUUCUGAAAUUCAGAUUUCUCUCUGUCCUAGGGGGUUGAGUAGAAGCUUGGGUGUGAGCUCCAGGGCUGCAGAUUUUUCUGUCCUGGGAACGACUAACCUACCCCUCCCUCCCUGGGUAGCCAGCAGGGGGCAGCUCCAGCCCAGCCCAGCCCAGCCUGGUGGGCACAGCUGCUGCAGCCCCCCCAUCCUUUGCUGGAUCCUGACGGAGACCCUGACUUAGCUCCUGAUCACAGUGCCCUGUGGUGCUCCAGUUCCAGUAGCUUCCAGUAGCCUAGCCCCCAUGACGGGGGAGGACGAGGAGGGGCGGGGCAGCCCCAUCUGCUGCCCCUGAAACCCAUCCAGACAGUGGCCAGUCCCAGAUUCUAAACUGUAUAUUUUUUUCAAGAUAUUGUUAAAAAGUCAAGGAACCAUUAAAAAAUGCUGUAGCACACCUCUGCUUUGGGGGAGUGUUUUUUUAGGAUGGGGGUAAGUGUGAGGGUACAGACUGGGAACCCUGGGGUUACUAUCCUACCCCUUGGCCCUUGGGGUCCAGAGACAGCUUCUCUCUGUCCCUUUGGGGCCCUCCUCUCUCCUGCCCCGGCAAGGACAAGGCCUCCUGCCCGUCUGCCUGGGUAGGCCCUGGGGGCUCUAGGACCUUGGCCACCUAAUGGCUGCUUAUCAACGGGGAGGGGAGCCCUGUAUUUAGUCACCCAGCUGCUGGAGCCUGUUCUCAUCCGCACAGUGGGACUCCUGCUGCUCCUCCAGGGCUGGGUGCAGACUGGCUCCCAAAGUGGUCAUCAAGAAGAGGGAGACUUUCCCCAAGCCCCCAGGGCCAGCAGAGCUGGCGCCACCAGAACGUGACAGGCCAGAAAGGGCACCUCCCUGCUCCCUUUUUUUGUCCUGCAGCCUCAGCUUCCAGGCUGUGUUCUUCCCCCACCCCCCAUGGUCCACCGAGGUAGCCACAUGGCUGGACACCCACCCGACCACCUUCUCCAAAGGCAUCAGAACUGGUGAUUCCAAACCCUCCUUCCUCACCAUCACCAGUUACCUCAAAGCUUUAUUAGCACAUGGGAAAAUGAGAUCAGGGUUUGGGACCCUCCCCCAGCUGGCCCAGCUCCAGCCUCCCCACCCCCACUUCCCCUCCAUGGGCACCUCCAAGAGACAAAAUCUCACCAGCCUGCCCCCCACCUCUGUACCAUGGGGUCGGGUUCCUGGAAUCCUUGCCCAUCUCCCUGAGCCCCUACAGAGAAGCGUGGGCCUGUCCACUUCUCUUCCUGAGAAGCAAUGAGCCACAUAAUCAAAAUGUCAUCCAGGUCUCCGCCCCAUGAGACUCAGGAGGGGUGUGUCUGGGGCUGAAUUAUGAGCAGGCGGUGGGGGAGCCCUGGAGGAACAGGUCAGAAAGACAGACUGGGGCACACAGCCCAGCAGGGGCUGGGCCCCUAGGAGCUGCAUUCUGGCUGGAUAGGAGAGAAGGUGCUGGCCAGCGAGGCCCAGCAGAUGCAGGGCACCUGAGUGGGCUGUGCCUCCCAGUCUCAGCAUAAACCACCACCCCAGCAGCCACAACUACUAACUGGUAUUCCAGCGGGUCCGGGACUCUUCUUUUUUUAAAAAAGAUUUAUUUAUUUGUGCAUGCAAGAACUGGGGUACAGGCCAGAGGUGUGGGGGGUGAGAGGAUUCACCAAAGACAGAGUGGGGCACAGAACAGGCAAAUUGACUGAAAUCCACUGCUGAGGGGAGCAGCGGGGAGACAGGAGAGGUCCGCUGCGCCAUGUGGUUACCUCCUGGCCAGGGAUCGAACUCGUGCUGCAGUGCUGCCGGUAGCGGGACAGCGCUGUCCCUGCGCCACCAGGGAGGCCCCUGGUCCAGGACUCUUGAUGGAAAAACACCAGCCAUUGAGGAGCAACAAGGAGCCUGUGGGGAGACCUGGCUGGACCCACAGCGUCAGGUGAAUGGACCUGCUGGUCCAUAAUGGGAUAACUGGACAGGGUGAGCUGAGCCGGGCUGGCACCGACCUUGGUUUGCUGUGUGACCUUGCCCCACUUAAGUCUCCAUUCUGGGCAGCGUCAGUGUUUCCAGCCUCAGAAUCAGGCACCAGCUCACUUUCCCCAGGAGCUGCAUUUGCGGUGAGGUCCUCUGCCGGAUUCAUACACAGACAGACGCCAGCCCCCUGGGCGGCUUGGGCUUGGGGGGUUCUAUACUCUUUCCCUUUUGGUCUCAGGCUCACCUGAGAAACCUAGGGUCUCACCUUUAGUCACCCCCGAGGGCCCUUCUACUCUGAGAGCCCACAGCUAGAGCCAGAAACUACUGCUGGGUGACAGAUUAUUUUAAGUCAGAUCGCCACUAACAUUUCCAAACAUGGUGGGACCCCAAAGCUGCCCACCCCAGAUGGACAGGAUUCACAGCCCAAAGACGGGUCAGCACCAGCCCGCCCAGGGCCAGCCUCCAUCAGGUGUCUCCCCGCCUCCUGCGUCCCAUGGGGGGCUCAGCUUACAUCUCUCAGGCACUGCGAGACCUGCACUGUCCUGACAAGGGCUGUGUGUAGCUGUCGGGGCUGCUGCCUGCCAGGGGCUGUUCUCGGUACCAGUCUCGUCUAAUUCUCCUAAGAAUCCUGAGGUUGGUGCUGUUCAUGUCGCCCCCAUUUUACAGAUGAGGACAUGGAGACAACUCAAAGAUGUGGGAGUUGGCUCAGCCCUGCAGAGCUAAGAAAUGCAGGGGCCGGCACAGAUGCAGGCUCAUGCUCCAGAGCCCAUCCUCAUGACCACUGUCCCCACCAGAAGGUUUGCACGUGGGGAGAAGGACUGGCCCAGUGGGGCAGUGACCGGCUGGGUGAGCAGCCCAGA
Molecule: messenger RNA, 5260 nt
Organism: Talpa occidentalis (Iberian mole)
Lineage: Eukaryota; Metazoa; Chordata; Mammalia; Eulipotyphla; Talpidae
Gene: CDC42EP4
Product: CDC42 effector protein 4
Exons: 2
Coding region: 155-1225 (356 amino acids)
Source: RefSeq, a predicted model, not a curated record